GGACAAUUGUGCCAUCCUUCUUCCCAACACAGAAAAACAAAUUAAGUACGGCAACAUUACAGUACGGCGAAAAUUGAGCUCUCCGGCGAGUGGCGAUGAAUUGGAAGACUAUUUCCGGGCUAUAAAUGUGUUGGAGGACGGAGAAUACAACAACGAUGGAGCCACAAAGAAUGUUUGGCUUCUCUAAAAGACGAGAGAUGACCCAACGGCCGGCCACCGAAAGUGGAGUAGAGCAGAAAUAUGGGCUCAUGUUCUUUGGUCUCAAUCGCCUUGUUACUGUUGUUUUGCAUCGCAGCAAGAUCUUCUAUCGAUGGAUCUCCGAUUAUGGCGGCGGCGGCCGUGGCGGUGAAUAUUUUUGGAGAAAAGUUUAUCGGCGAUGGCGAUGUAACACUGACAUUCUGCUACUGAAAUUUAAUUGCAUUUCUGCUACUGAAAUCUGAUUGUAAUUGUGUUGUUAAU
Molecule: messenger RNA, 459 nt
Organism: Mercurialis annua (annual mercury)
Lineage: Eukaryota; Viridiplantae; Streptophyta; Magnoliopsida; Malpighiales; Euphorbiaceae
Exons: 2
Coding region: 126-440 (104 amino acids)
Source: RefSeq, a predicted model, not a curated record